UUUUUCUCAAUUGCCUACUAUGGCUUCCUUACUGUUUUUGGUGUAGAUGAUCACCAUUGUUGAGUAAUUUUGAUAUGGCAUCAGAGCAAGGUUGCUCUCGUUGCUUCUGAUCUGAAUUUUUUGUUUCUUUUUCUAGUUGAUUCUCUAUCAUGACAGGUUCUGAAAAUGUUCCUCUAACACAGGGAACUCCUGUUAAUGGUGAUACGUACAAUGCUCUCUAUAUACAUCCUUCUGACAGUCCUGGAAUGGUAAUGGUUCCAGUUCAAUUCGAUGGAACAGGAUAUCAGUCCUGGAGAAGGGGAGUUAUGCGAGCUUUGUCAGUGAAGAACAAGCUCGGAUUCAUCGAUGGUAGUUGUGCUAAACCAGUUGCAAAUUCAAGUCAGUCACGUCAAUGGCAGAGUUAUGAUGAUAUGGUAACUUCCUGGAUCUUAAAUUCUCUCACUAAGGAAAUUUCAGAUAGUGUAGAAUAUGUUAAUGAUUCAGUGGAGCUUUGGAAAGAACUUGAAGAUAGGUAUGAUCAAACGAAUGGAGCAAAGUUAUAUCAGAUUCAAAAGGAAAUUAAUGAUCUCACACAGGGAAGUUUGGAUAUCACAGUCUAUUACACUAGAAUGAAAGAACUUUGGGAAGAAUUGAAUACUUUAAAUGUAAGGAAUCAUUGUUCUUGUGCUUGCACUUGUGGAGCUAAGGAUGGGUUGCAUAGAGCAGAACAUGAUAGACGUUUGAUACAGUUUUUAAUAGGGAUGAAUGAAGUGUAUACUGUAAUAAGAAGUAAUAUUUUUAUGAUGAAUCCUCUUCCAUCAAUGGCGCAGACUUUCUUUUUAUUGGUUCAAGAAGAGAAGCAAAGAGAAUUCAAACCUUUUAAUCAAAUUCCUAUGGAAUCAAUUUCUUUGAAUGUGAAUUCUUCUAACAAUAAUGGAAAGGGAUCAACGGGAAGGAACUACAAGACAUCAUUCUCUAAUGAUAACUACUCUGGAAAUAAUAACACUUCAGGAAAUAACAACAGUUAUGGAGGAUCUAACUAUUACUCAGGUAGCAAUAGCAAUAGAAUUGCUAUGUUUUGUAGUUACUGCAAAAGGACAGGACAUAUCAGGGAAAAAUGUUAUAAGUUGAUUGGAUAUCCCAAUUAGGCUAACAGGAAUAAUGGAUCUCAUGCUAGACAGAACAUUAAUCAUGAAUAUAAGGGAAAGAGAGUUGUAGCUAAUGUGCAUGGAUCUUCUGAUGAUAUGAUAUCUGUACAAGGAGAAGAUUGUUCACAGGGUAUUCAUAGCCUAAAGACCACAGUCACUAAACAAUAUGAUCAUAUGAUGAAACUUUUGCAGAAUUUUCGAGUUGAAGGAGCUGAUUUAACUAAUUCAAACAUGGAUGCUGGUUCUGUGAAUUUUGCAGGCCCCUCCAGUGAAGAGGCCUCAGGUGCUUGGUAGUAGCAGAGAAGGACUUUAUUUUCUUUGUUCAAGAUGUCUGAAGAACCCUGAUAAAUUAAUUCUUCUUUGUCUAGUAAUAGUAGUAAGGUUACAAAUAAAGUUUUACAUGAUACAAAUAAAUGUACAGAUCCACUUGUGUGUUCUUCCA
Solanum pennellii is the source of this 1569-nucleotide messenger RNA. RefSeq lists its product as uncharacterized. The coding region runs from base 150 to 1127 and encodes 325 amino acids. The transcript is spliced from 2 exons. The record is from RefSeq and is a predicted model, not a curated record. Lineage: Eukaryota; Viridiplantae; Streptophyta; Magnoliopsida; Solanales; Solanaceae.